AUGCCGAAAAACCCUUCUUCUUCCAGGGUUUUACCGAAGAAUAAAUCCUCGAAAUUGGGCGUCAAUGGCGCUCGAAAGAAGAAACCAGCGAGGAGGUCUCGUUCAAUGGCGGAAAAGGAAAUCGAAGUGAUUGAGAUAGACGACUCUUACCCUUCUCCCGAUCGAAAGGUCACGCCUUUGAGACCCAUUUACUGUCUGAGGAACAGGGACCAGAUAAAGAUGGCCGAGGCAAACGAGGAGUGUUUCAUCCUCGAGUUCGAUCCGUACGAUGAUAUGCAGAGGUUGAGGUCUCCAUUGAUGGAGGACUGUGAUGAUGCCGAGGUCGAUUUGCAGGUGGUUGCUGAAAAGGGGCAGGUAGCAUGCCGAGAUUAUCCUCAUCCACGGCACACAUGUGCAAAAUAUCCUUUCCAGAAGACUCCUCAUGACAGUCACUGUGAAUUGUGUUUCUGUUUUGUUUGCGAUUUAUCUGCCCCAUGUUCGAAGUGGGUCGGAUCAACUGGCCAUUGCCAUGCGUUUAACAAUGAGGCUUGGGACCAAGAAAAGAAAGCUAGGAAAAAAGGAAUGAAAGAGUGUAAAAAAACGUGA
Molecule: messenger RNA, 585 nt
Organism: Striga hermonthica
Lineage: Eukaryota; Viridiplantae; Streptophyta; Magnoliopsida; Lamiales; Orobanchaceae
Source: the annotation of a GenBank genome assembly